Molecule: messenger RNA, 259 nt
Organism: Phalaenopsis equestris
Lineage: Eukaryota; Viridiplantae; Streptophyta; Magnoliopsida; Asparagales; Orchidaceae
Product: probable UDP-arabinose 4-epimerase 3
Biological process (GO): beta-D-galactose catabolic process via UDP-galactose, Leloir pathway
Cellular component (GO): cytosol
Molecular function (GO): UDP-glucose 4-epimerase activity
Source: RefSeq, a predicted model, not a curated record
UUUUGUUUUUAUCAUGGAGUAGUUUGUCUGUGCUUAAUUUCAGAGUUUUUAUGCCGUCCAAUUACUUCCUUAUAUGCUAACCACCAGCAGGAGCAGAAAUCAGCCUAGGGCUGGUAGAUUUUUUCUCCUUUCAGGAAUGGAUUUUUCAGCUUCAGGAAAGAAGCCUCAGGUGCUUGUAAAAGUAGUGAUGGCAGCUUUGUUCAUAGUCGUCUCUAUAUUCAUUCUCAAACAGUCUACUGACUUUAGCGGCACUAGCGCG